GAGAAUCGGCUUCCCCCCGUCAAAUCAAGUGAAAACGUGAAAAUGGGGAAGGAGAGAAGAGAUGGCGAGAUGGAAAACGAAGGCAGGGAUCUGAAGUCGCAAAUGGCGGUACGCCGAUGUGCAAAAGCUGCCCUCCUCCUUUCCGACCUGAAAUCGCUCUCCGGUCUCGCCCUGGAUAACAACGAGAUGUUAAGGAGAGAAAUCGAAGACCUGAAGAUUCAAUUGGUAAAGCAGCGUUCGAUCAACAGGAGAAUCAAGCUCUGCGCCCUCUCCGAGUUAAUUGUCCAAGUCAUCUUGAUGCUCUCUCUUUUGACUUUCUUAUUGAUGCUCGUCCUGAAAACUCAAUGAACAACUCUAUCAAUCUGUGUUCACUUACCUGCUUUUCCUAAUCAGCUUGUGGUGAGUCUCUCUAGUUUAUUUGUUCAUGCCGGAUAGAGGAACCGACCUUCGCCUUCUGCCGCGGAUGCUGUUAUCAGUUGUGUCCUUGAGCUGCCAACAAAAAUUGAUUACGGGUAGUUGAAAUUAAUAACUACAGAGUAUAGAGAAUUUUUAUUUCAAAUGUCGUUGGGGCAUGGAGCCUUCGAGGAAGACCAAGUCGGUAAUGCAAUUUAGAGGCGAUAGUUUUACUAAUUACUGGGGCCUA
Molecule: messenger RNA, 643 nt
Organism: Neltuma alba
Lineage: Eukaryota; Viridiplantae; Streptophyta; Magnoliopsida; Fabales; Fabaceae
Exons: 2
Coding region: 43-348 (101 amino acids)
Source: RefSeq, a predicted model, not a curated record